Molecule: messenger RNA, 1623 nt
Organism: Fusarium odoratissimum NRRL 54006
Lineage: Eukaryota; Fungi; Ascomycota; Sordariomycetes; Hypocreales; Nectriaceae
Exons: 2
Coding region: 1-1623 (540 amino acids)
Molecular function (GO): oxidoreductase activity, acting on CH-OH group of donors; flavin adenine dinucleotide binding
Source: RefSeq, a predicted model, not a curated record
AUGGAUCAUCUCCUCCAUCUUGAUACAGACGUCGUAUGCCUUCUUGCGAAACUUAACUCCUAUGAUUACAUUAUCGUAGGAAGUGGUUUUGGGGGAGGCCCUUUAGCUGAACAGCUUGUAUCCCAACAAUACAAAGUCUUGUUGAUCGAGCGCGGCAGCGUCAUUUUCUCAACCCACGUUCUCAAUACUUCUCGCCCUUACUUCAACCGCGGCGCAAGUAACUCGCCCGAAGGUAACGAGCGUGUCUACGACGCUGUGAAAGCCAAGGUCCAAUGCACCGACCGCUCUGAUAGUUAUGUCGGCGGUCCAGUGUAUUGCGUCGGGGGACGAUCUAAUCUCUGGGGCACUUGGAUCCCAGAGAUUGGUGACGAGACUCUCGGUGCUUUCUUCCCUACUGAUUUUGUUGAUUACCUCAAGGGUGAUGAGAUCCAAGGAUAUAAGAAAGCGUUUAGAUACCUCACUGACUCGCAGCCUGGCGAUAUCAUUUACCCAGAGGGUGACGGCAAGCAUGAAGUUAGCGCUUCAGAGAUUGGCGACGCAAGUGAGAUGUUGAACAAUGCCCUAUCUGGUUCAAAGUUCAGUCUCAUGCCUAUCGCAGCGCAAUUCAACGCCCCUGCACCAUACAAGUUCGCUCAAGGUGCAUACAGCACUACCUUGAGCAUCAUCAAUCGCAUGUACGCGAAUGAUCAGUAUCUCUCUGUUCUCCUCAACACAGAGGUCAUCGCUGUUCAGCAUGCUGCCAGCAACACAUUCAACAAAAGCGUCAACGCUCUCAAGAUCAGAGACAAAGCCACCAACACCAUCAAAGAGCUCGACGUCGGCAGAGCCAAAGUCAUCCUCUCCGCCGGAACAAUCGGCACCGCCUCCAUCGCCCUCAACAGCGGUCUCGACCACCUCAACCCCUUGGUCGGCAAAGGUCUCAUCGACCAUAACGUCUGCUACGUGCGCUUCGCCAAGCAAAAGUCCGACAAUGUCACCGAAAAGCCGCUCAACCUGAAAACGCACCUCAAAGUCGGCGGUGAAGAAUGUCUGGUCACAGUGACGAUCAAUGCGAAUUUCUUCCUCGCUGGAAGUUCUGCGACGCUCAACACGACGCAUUUCUAUCGUCGUGAUGGGACCCUCAUGAGCCCUACUAAGGAUGCGGCUGAUGAGAAGGAGAACUUCGACACUAUCUGCGUGCUAUUUGAGUUUGUUGGGGGACUCGAUGAUGAGAACUCUGUGCUCAGUCUUCCGGGCUUGGAUCCUGUCUUGGAUAUUCGUCGACCACCGAUCAAGCAUGAGGUUCAGUGCGCUAUGGAAGACAUCAUCCGCCGAGUUCGAGAUGCUUUUGUUGGGAUGAAGCCUAAUCAAGCUACGUAUGCGGAUCCGGGAGUGUGUCCUGACCCAGGACUGAGGCCGCAGCAUCUGGGCUUCGGAGUGUUUUCUCAUGAGUGCGGAACGAUGAGAAUGGAUGGACCGAAGGGGCCUGGUGUUGUGGACUCAAACCUCAAGGUAAAGGGAUUGGAUAAUCUAUGGGUUUGUGAUCUUUCGGUUCUGCCUGUUAGUCCUGAGGCCAAUCCCUCGUUGACUUUGGCGGCUCUUUCGCUGAGGCUUGCUGAGCAUCUGUGCCGCAAGAAUCAUUGA